Messenger RNA from Blepharisma stoltei, 765 nucleotides. Lineage: Eukaryota; Ciliophora; Heterotrichea; Heterotrichida; Blepharismidae. The record is from the annotation of a GenBank genome assembly.
AUGGGAACUUUAGAAGGAGACUCAGGCUUUUUCCAAAUGAUUGAAAACUCUAUUAAAUAUUUCGACCCAGAACAGCACAAAGAUGACCAAAAUAAGCGAGUAGCGCCACCAGAGAAUUCUAAAGCAGAAAUUGAAAGACUUAAAAAAGAAAUCAUAGACUUGACGAAAUCAAUAGAAGAUAUUAUUGAAGAUAAGCGAAAAAUAGAAAGUGACUGCGCAUUUUUAAAAAACCUGUUUUCACGGUUUGAGGCAGUUGAGAAGCAGUAUAAAGAAAAAACGAAUUUGCUCGAGGGAAGACUUAAUGAGAAAAAUCAAGAAAUUGAACAAUUGAGGGAAAAAGUGACAAAAAUAAGGCAGGAUGAGCAAAAUGAAGAGAUUGCAAUAAGGAGAAUUAAUUCAAGACAGGGCGCUGAUAGCUUUGAUGCAAGCUUAAAUGAAAUUAUAGUGAAUUCGCCGCUUUCAUUGAAACGCUAUAAGUCCAUGGAGAAGUUGCAGACUAGUGUGAAGGAGAAAGAAAUAAAUCUUGAAAAAGCGCUUGCAAGAAUAUCGAAACUGGAUCAAGAACUUUAUGCUAAAAAUAUGCAAAUCGAAGAAAUCAAUAACAAAAUGAAGAUGGAAAGCAGGGAGAAAAAGAGGCUGAUACUUCAAAACAAGCAUUUAUUUGAUGAACAGCAUCGAUUAGGAAUUAAAGGCGAUUCAGAGACUUCUCAGGAAAAAGCAAAAAAAGCACUGUUUAGAUCAAGGACAGUUGCUACAAGAAAAUAA